AGAAGAUCCGAAAAUCUGGUCACCAUCCUGCUCUAGUGCGCUUCUUUCUGCAGCAGCUGUCGAUACUUGUACUCCGUAUAUCCUUUCUGCUCUCGCCCCGCGUCUGCGCCUCAGGCCUGUCCGGGUCCAGACUGACGGCUCCAGCUGCACAUCGACUGGACGAAACGCCCACCCUGUCGUUAGCACGUCGUCGCAUAUCAGGAGUCAGGAUAUGGUGGUCGACCGGCUCCAUCUUUGUGCGACGACAGAUGCCCUUGAGACGCGUGUCUGAGAACAACGAGCAGGAUCACUCCCGACGCCCAGGGGCACAGCAGAGCCCGUCGGCGUGAUAGCAGCUGGCCAGCUAUACCAUCCACGACUGAUUGUGCCAGGGGGUUUAUACGGAUUCGAAAGACAAGAUGGUGGGAGCAGCAACCUUGGAGCCCCCAAAAUCCGGGCGGUCUCGAUUUUCGAAAGCUCUUCCUCCUCCACCUUCUUUGCCAACGUUUGACUUUGAGUCGGAAUUUGAUCUUUCACCGCCGGCUUCUGAGAAGGCCCUGCCUCAACCGCACCCCACGGCUCCGCUGCCUCCCGUACCGCCACCGAAGAGUGAGGUCCAAACAACGGGGGAAACCACCAUGGCUGCAGUAGCCAAACCACGGGACUCUCCGUUACCUUCCUUGCCCCCUAAGCUCACCGGGCCACCGCUUAGGAGCAUCCCGCGGCGGCCCGUUGCAGCUCCCGUUACCUCAACUUCAGCUCUUUCCCCAACUCCCUCUCCGGCCGCGGCAUCCCCAAACCCGCUGCCCUCACCCGGAGGUUCUAUCUCGAGUCUCCUAUCUGCGUACUCUGACCACACGGACGAUGAACCACUGUCGGCAUCAGCAGAUUCGCCCGAGGGCAUUCUUGACCCGAAAAGUGACUAUUCGGUUGUGUCACCAAACCUGGACGUGCAGAAAGGCAGCGCAGUGGCCGGAUCACCAACGCGUGGCUUACCAUCAUUGCCAUCUGAUCAGGAUGCGCAGAAGCAAGAGCCCCGUGGCCGGGUGUUCGAGGGAGAUGACAAAGAAUUACCACCGCCGCCGCCUUUGAAAGAUUCCCAGAGGAGCCUUUCCAGGCCUCGAACGCCUCCCGAUCUGCAACAACAAAUUACACAACCGUCCGCGUCUACAGACGCCGGAUCACCCUCGGGGAAAGGCUCUCCACAGCAGGGGGAGCUCUGGAGGCGGCGAUCGCUCAAGGCUGACAAAAACUUGGUUGUCCCGGACCUCAAACUGGUUUCCAGUCACGGUUCCACUGCUGCGUCAGCUCAAAACUCCUCGCAGAGCAGCUAUAGCGGUCAGAGCGGCCUGGAAUCACAACCGUUGCCACCCCCUCCUCCCAAGAGCAACCCGGAGCCAUCCAAACCAGCCCCAGCGCAGCGACCCCCUCCACGUGGUGCCAACGGGGGCUUGCCUGGGCGGAAUAUUCGGCCUGCACGUAGCGAAGAGCCCGCAGCGCAGGGGGAAGGAAGCAUGGGACAAGAAGGGUCACGGGUCAAGGAGAACCUAGAAACUGUGAAGAGGGGACGAAGCGGAGAGGAGGAGUUGAGCAGUCAGGGAACCGGACCAGCCGCCACGGUCAGUUCGGCAGCAUCGGCGGCCGUCUCCUCAGCCUCGGCUGCACGUCUGCCGACGCCCGAGCACGGGGUUAACGAUGCUCACAGCCCGCUGCCAGAUACGGCUGUCUCGCCGAUGUCCCCGGCGUCAUCACCCAGACCUGCAGGCGAAACGAAGCCGAUCACUCGGAAAGCCGUUGGGGCCCCAGGAGCUCAGCUACGCCAUGCCAAGAGUUCCCAGUCUCUGGCACCGGGUCCGGAAGGCACGGGGCUAGGCGUGCGGUCGCCUGCCGGCCUCCCAAUGUCUCCGAGACCUGAUGUAAACCAGAUCCAGAAGCAGACGCAACCCCCGGCGCCGCCCGGGGUCGACAACAGCAAGGCUUCCAGCCAGGAGCAGAUCCUCCCCGUAUCUCCGACGCCAGACCGAGACCAGACUUCAAGCCAGAAACAUUACAUCCCUUACUCACCUCCGGCUGAUCAAAACAAGGCCUCGGCUCCAGCCCAGCCUGCAGCCCCGUCUCCCCAGAGCGACGAAGUUGCACGGUCGUCCCCUGCCGCUCCAACCGGAGCAUCAUCGGGCAACACAUCAACCCAGUUCGCAGCCCGGCAGACACCCUACCCCCAAGAUCCAAUCCGCGAACCCAUCCGGCCGCGCGCCUUCUCUGAAACAGAGUCCAUCGAAACCGUAAAACCGCGGCAACAGUAUGAAAUACCGCCUGUCCUCAUCGACUCCUUCCCUUCCGCCGAUUCCACUUCCACCCUAGGAGGAGGCGAACUCCUCCCCCUCCGCGAGCCGGACCCCAAUGAACCAGAUCAUACGGAUCACCCGGGGGCGGCUCGGUUCCCGCGCGGGUGGUACACCCCUCUGCCGGCGGACACGAUCCCGGACGCUAGGCCGCUGACACAGCGGCACUAUGACUGCCUGACGCAGCACCGGUACAUGACGGCCAACAGACAGCGCACCAACCCGGUCGCGUGCCGGACGUGCGGACACAAGGACCGCAAUGCCGAGUGCUACAUAUGCAGCGCGUGCUACCUGAACGUGUGCUCCGGGUGUGUGGCAGUCAUCCGUCGGUGUAAGGGGGACCUGAGGGCUGUUUUGAAAGAGGUCGAGAAGGGGGGAAGUAGGGGGAGCAGGGUGAGCGGGGGGAACGGGGAGAGGAAUGUUGGUCAGUAUUAAGGGAAAAAAAAAAAGGGCCGGACCGGGGAUGCGGGAGGGGUAGGGGGGGUUAUUAUGGUUUGCUGACUACCGAAACUGGGUGCUCGGCGCCACCAUUCUUCUUCUUUCCCUUCUCUUUUUGAAAUUAUUUCUUCGCUUCGCCGUCUCUCUGAGACGUCUGUGGUUGUUUUGGCCCUUGGUUGGGUUUGCGC
Molecule: messenger RNA, 2947 nt
Organism: Thermothelomyces thermophilus ATCC 42464
Lineage: Eukaryota; Fungi; Ascomycota; Sordariomycetes; Sordariales; Chaetomiaceae
Exons: 1
Coding region: 618-2756 (712 amino acids)
Source: RefSeq, a predicted model, not a curated record